AUGUUGUAUCGGCAUGAGCAAGACCGUAGUAGCACGCUGCGAAGAUGGAGAGUACCGCAAAGACCAUAUCAAUUUAGAGAUAAACACGAAAAGAAAAUUGCAAUGGCUAGCGACAAGCCCGCGAAUAAGGAGACGGUGGCCGCGCCUGCUAUCGUCGAAAAAGGAAUCGAGGAGGAACACCCACUGCAGACAGGAUGGUCACUUUGGUACGACAAGAAGAUGCCUAAGAAAAUCGAUGUAGGAACGUAUCAAUCAAACUUGCAAAAGAUUGCCACGUUCAAUACGGUUGAAGAUUUCUGGCGUCAUUAUAUCCAUGUAAAGCGACCAUCGCAGCUCAGCCGUGAUGUAAACCUUUAUCUAUUUCGUGACCAGCCUAAUUGCGCACCGAUGUGGGAGGCAUUUCCACAGGGUGGAUGUUGGAUUUUAAAGAUCAAGAAGAAAGCCAACGUUCUCGGUAAGAUGUGGCAAGAUCUAGUCUUUGCUGCCAUCGGUGAGGCUUUCGAACAGCUUGACGUCGUGGGCAUUGCCAUGGCUAUUCGCUCCAGGGAGGACAUGCUGUCAGUAUGGAAUGCCGAUAACACAGACGAUACGACUCGUUUCGCCAUCGGUGAAAAGCUGAAGGAAAUUCUCAUGCUGGAUUCCAACACGCUCGUGGAGUACAAAUUUCACGCGAAUUCGAUCCGGGACAUGUCGACAUUUCGCAACGCAAAGCCGUACGUCUUCGCUGCUGCAACACCGGCUGCGGCCACCUAG
Molecule: messenger RNA, 753 nt
Organism: Plasmopara halstedii
Lineage: Eukaryota; Oomycota; Peronosporomycetes; Peronosporales; Peronosporaceae
Product: eukaryotic initiation factor
Exons: 7
Coding region: 1-753 (250 amino acids)
Biological process (GO): translational initiation
Cellular component (GO): eukaryotic translation initiation factor 4F complex
Molecular function (GO): translation initiation factor activity; RNA 7-methylguanosine cap binding
Source: RefSeq, a predicted model, not a curated record